AUGUCGUCGACUGAUCGCGCAGACCCGCCCUCCACAAGACCAACAUAUACACCGUGGCAGCUGCAUCGAGUCUGGGACCGCAUCGACUUCCCUUCACGCUUCCGCUACGAGCCAGGCGAGUUCAGCAAAGAAGUGGUCAGACACCACGACGGCCAUGGCUUUCUGUCCGCUCUGAUGACCCACUCGCUCGCCUACAUUCCGUUCGAGAACUUGGAGCUGCAUUACUCGCCGCACCAUCAGAUCUCCAUUCACCCCGACGCGUUGUUCGAGAAGAUCGUGAGACAGAAUACCGGUAGAGGAGGCUAUCCACUCGAGAACAAUGUCUUCCUCGGUACGGUGCUGCGCAGCUUCGGCUUCGAAGUCAUGAGCGUCGGCGCUCGCUUGAAUACACUGUACGAAUCGAACGGAGAGUCGAACGGAGAACACAGGUUCGCUGGCUGGAGUCACAUGGUGAACCUAGUGACCAUCCGUGGUGAAACAUUCCUGGUGGACGUUGGGUUCGGCUCCGGUGGUCCGACCCAGCCCAUACCCCUCGUAGAGAAUGAGGAGACUGUGAUAGAGUCGACACAAGAACGGAUGCGUCUUCGCCGCGAUGCCAUCGCCGAGAAUGAAUACCAAGGCAACAAGUUAUGGAUCCUAGAGCGGCAAGUCUUCGCUGAUGGUCACUGGACGGCUCUCUACUGCUUCGAAGACUUCGUGUGCUUCUUACCGCAGGACUUCGAGGUGAUGCAUUUCCACGCCAGCACCCACCGCACCAGCUUCUUCACAUAUCGGGUGAUCGUGAUGAAAUACCUGCUGGACGCGCGCGGAGAGUCAGUCGUCGGAGAGCUUAUUCUUCGUGGAGAUCGUGUCCUUCGACAAACGAAAAACAAGCUGGAGGUCCUUGCCAUGCUGUAUACCGAAGAGGACCGCGUUGAGAGCCUUGAGAAGUACUUCAACAUCACCUUGACCCAAGCGCAGGCUGCGGGGAUCAGGGGAAUGGUUACCGAAUUGCCAUCACGGCAUUCGGACCAAAUCAUCGCAGGAAAGGAUGAACCGGAAGGAGUGAUGUUGGAUGGAGUGACGGCCUAA
Molecule: messenger RNA, 1071 nt
Organism: Baudoinia panamericana UAMH 10762
Lineage: Eukaryota; Fungi; Ascomycota; Dothideomycetes; Mycosphaerellales; Teratosphaeriaceae
Exons: 3
Coding region: 1-1071 (356 amino acids)
Molecular function (GO): acetyltransferase activity
Source: RefSeq, a predicted model, not a curated record